Messenger RNA from Mya arenaria, 2469 nucleotides. RefSeq lists its product as uncharacterized. The record is from RefSeq and is a predicted model, not a curated record. Bases 1 to 696 code for a protein of 231 amino acids. Lineage: Eukaryota; Metazoa; Mollusca; Bivalvia; Myida; Myidae. The transcript is spliced from 7 exons.
AUGGACUCGACAGGGUUUCUUAACAAAAAAAGUCCCCCAUGGACAGAGGCAGCAGAGGUCGUACGUGAAAAUUGGGAUCUUCUCUUCGGAGAGAUGAGAGGUGAAUUUACAGCUCCACGUUCUUCGGAACAAUGCCGGAAGAAAUUUCAAAAUGUAAAAGGACGUUCCAUCAACAAAGUCAGUGGGCUGCGGCAUCCACCAACAGGAGGGGGCCCAUCGGCUGUAUUGUCCGUGGCAGAGUCAUGUGUGGCAGACCAUCUUGCCACACACGAAGUUGUCACGGGCAUUGGCGGAGGAUUUGAUUCAGAUGACCUUGAACAAAUUUUUCGGGCCUCGAAACCGGCCUCAAUGAUCUUGGCAGAUGAGCCAACGUCUGAGGCCACUAUCCCAGAAACAUCAGGAGGUCCAUUGAAGUCGUGCAGGCAAAAGACUGGAAAAGCAAAAAGAAAAAUUGUCACCACGGAGCAGUCCACAAUAAAUGAAUUAACUGCAGAAAACCUAUCGCUUGACAAUGUCAGGAUUAGGGAGGAGACCAAAAAAAUCAAGCUCCAGAUGGACCUAUUAUUAGAACAAAAAAAUGCACUUAUUUCAGUGAAGGAAAUGGCUGAUGCUGCCAAAAGUUAUUAUUUACAAAGGUCUUCCAUUGAGUUUCAUUCAGGAAAUCCUUUUGUAGAUUCCUUUACUUUUAAUAAAUAAUUCUGCUCAACCAAUUCAUUGGAUAUUUGAAAGUAACAAGCACACUGUUAGAUUGUCUUUGAAACAUUUUAGGCUUGUCCCUGUAUUUUUCAUUGUAUAUUUGAAGGUGAUGUACUUGUUUAAGCUAACUUCUUCAAACUUACUUUUGAGAUCCUACAUCAAUCUUCAAAUAUUUAAAGCUUUGUACAGUCUUGAAUUGCAUGUAUGAUUGGCUUAGGUGACUUUAUUUUUGAUCAAGUCAAAAUGUACUUGUUGUAUUAAGUAAUGCCCUGAAAUUCAUGUGCUAUUAAAGUUUUUAAACCAUAUAUGUUAUGCCACUAAGUUUGAUGAUGACAUUUCAUAUAUAUGUUACACAUCAUUGUUCAUCCAUGUCCAAUGAAAUAUUCUUUGUAAAGUUUGCUGAAGUAAUUAUUUAUUAAGGACAUAAGGUAUGUAGUUUGCUAUAUAGUUUAUACAUAUCAAAUUUAUAAAAUGUAUGGUGCCAUAAAGUCAUCAGACAAUUAAGUUAAGGGUAUUGCUUGUUACUCUUCAAAUAUCCAAUUGCUACACAGUUCUCAUUCAUUUAUAAUUCACAAGGUUCAUCUGGAGUUUGAGAAAGUAUCCUCUUUAUGAUUGACACUGUUAAUUUAUAUUAAUGAUUAUUUUCAUAAUGAUCAUUUUAUAAAUGCAAAUGUAUAUACUUUUUAUUGAUAGCUUUCCCUGUGUUUUGACUGCAUGACUUCAUAUACAUAUAUACAACAAUGACUCUAUGUUUUUUUUUUAGUUGAUAUAUAUCAAAUUCAACUCAUAUUAUUCAUAUGUUAUGAACAUUACAUAUCAGUUAUAUGAAAAAAACCCAGAUGUCUCUGUUUAAUUGGAACUGAUUUUGAUAGUUUGUCAUUUUAUGCAAAGUCUGAAAUGUUAACGGAAUUUACAAAAACAUUUCAUCUGAAUUUAUGGUGAUUUUAUCCAAUAUUUGGACAGUCAAUAAGUGAUUUUGUUCUUUUUUGUCAACAAUGGCAUGGUGAAUUAAUAAGAAUUAAGGUAAUGACUUACGUUCUUGUCGAAAUUUACUUAACAUUGAACAAUAGAUAGUAUCGUUUAUAAAGUAUGAAAGUCUGUCCAUGGAAGUAUGGCUUUCAAUUUUCAUGAGCGUCACUUACCAUUGUUGUUUAUAUUAUCAUUACAAAUGAUUUAGUCAAAAUAAAACACUAAUAUUAGGUUUCAAAUAAUACAGAUCAUUGUCAAAUAUUAUAGAAGUGUACAUUAGAUAUGAUAUCGGUCCUAACUAAAACUGUAUGUGAUGUUUGCAUAUGUAUUGUACUUUCAUUGCUUAAUUGUAGCUAGUUGUAACACUAAGCCCUAUGGAUGAUUUGAAUUACAUGCUUUGUUAAAACUGUGGUGUAUAUAUGAGUGUUAUUCCUCAGCGUUUUAAACUCGACUAUUCGAAGAAUAAGGAGAGCUAUCCUAUUCACCUGAGCGUCGGCGUAACCACUUAUGAUAAAAAAAAUUGUAAUAGUUUGUGUACCACCUCAAAUAUGUGUACACAAGAGGAGGUUACUCUAUCAAGCAUUUUGACAAAAUUAUGCCCCUUUUUCUAAUUAGAAUUUACAUUAAAGUUUUCGUACUAUCUGAAAUAUUUUCAAACUCCAUUGACAUCUAGCUUUGAAACUUUGCAUGCUUGUUCACCAUCAUGCCCGCAACAUGUACACAGGAGGAGGGCCUGUUCAUUUAUGAAAACACUUGUGAUAUGAAGCAUUCCACAUUGUUACUUGUUCAUAGUGGUAAGAUAAU